Molecule: messenger RNA, 1247 nt
Organism: Exophiala xenobiotica
Lineage: Eukaryota; Fungi; Ascomycota; Eurotiomycetes; Chaetothyriales; Herpotrichiellaceae
Exons: 4
Coding region: 137-1042 (301 amino acids)
Source: RefSeq, a predicted model, not a curated record
UGGCCUUCUCUGAGUCUAGCUCUGUUCUCUCCUUAUGAUCUCUUUUCUCGACCAGAAUCCUCCUUGCGCUGCAACGUACAUCGCCUAGGUUUGAUGCAGUGUCCACAUUCGAUAUCUCCACAGCCACAAGUACGCCAUGAUGUCUACAUCCACGCACCAUCGAGCGGAUUCCCGAACGUCGAGCACUCCAAAUGCAACUGGGAAUGACAUCUCUGAGAUUGGUCCUGCCGCACAAUUGCAUUUGCUCCGGGCUCUGGUUGAUGUCAAGGUGGCCCGGAGUGACUUUUCCCCAGACGACAUCUCACACCUUCACAUGAACGCUGUCACUACAGAUUUGUUCUGGAGCACUUCGGAUCCUGACCCAUGCAGUUGUCUACUGGAGGCUCUCGGCACAUUCCUCACUCAGGUGAUGGGAGUGUUGUCUCAAAUCUCUGUUUCUUUGACCAACGGCCCGCACAUUUCCGAUUACAUCGAAAGCUAUAUAAAAAGUGUCUCCAGAGAGGAUGAUUUCUCAGACACAUCAGUCGUGACUUUCCUCGACCAAAAGCUACGCCUAUUGCAAAAUCUUUCGACUGAGCUUGGUAGGGUCAGCAAUACCUGUGAAGAGAUCUGGUCCGGCAGGCCAUUGCAUCAACCUGGUUGGAAAUUACCUUCUCGCGCGCAAUUACAUGCUCAACCUGCCACACCCGCAGGUUCAUAUUUCACCCCUGGUUACCAACCUUUAAAUCAGGGGGCCAUGCCUGAUAUCUACGCCCCCACCUAUGCUGGGAGGCCAGCAACUCAGAGUGACUCGAAGACUUUGUUGUCUAGAGGGAAGGGAAAGCACAUCUGCCAUUUCGGUCAUAAUUGCGACAAAGGUGGCGUCCGAGACGACGGGUCGCUAGUGGUGUUUGAGCGCAACUCGGCGUUCAGAACCCACAUGGCGAAACACGAGAGGAAAUACAAGUGUGAUCUCCCAGGGUGCACUAAUACGACAGGAUUCGCGAGACCUGAUCAGCUCGAGCGUCAUCAACAGACUGUGAGACACCAUUCAACGAGAUAGCCGCCUUGGGGUGAGAGGCUUGUGUGAAUGCCCGGAGUGCUGCACUAGAGGGACUUGUACAGAAGAGAUGACUUUGGGCCGUCCAGUAUGAGCAAGGCUGAGAGCACAGGGCUCUGUUGGAUGUGGGUUGCCAGACACAAGUGAUAGUAAAAAAAUCAGAGCGAUUAGCGACGAUCAACAUGUUUUCCCCCGCCGUAUCAACGCC